This is a messenger RNA of Linnemannia hyalina, 1059 nucleotides long. NCBI's taxonomy places the organism in Eukaryota, Fungi, Mortierellomycota, Mortierellomycetes, Mortierellales, Mortierellaceae. The record is from the annotation of a GenBank genome assembly.
AUGACCCACGACCUCCUCAACUUCCAGGCUGUCCGCCCAGUUCAUCCCAAGCCCUCAACAGGAACACACCAAAAAGUCGUCAAGGCAACCCUCGGCGACACAGCCUCCCAAGUCCAGCUUGGAAACAUGUACAGGAGAGGAGACCGUGUCGAUCAAGACUAUCCUGCUGCUCGUUACUGGUUCCGGAAGGCUGCCGACGAAGGCGACACUUCUGGUCAGAACGGUCUCGGCUAUCUCUACCGCCUGGGACUCGGUUACCUCAAGGCGGCGAAUCAAGGAGACGCGACUGGACAGUGCAACAUUGGACUGGUGUACGAUUUCAGUCUCAUUGGCUCGGUGAACUACAGGGCGGCGAUCGACUGGUACCACAAGGCGGCACGCCAAGGUCGCGCCCAUGCAUAUGCCAGCAUCAGAGACCUGUACGCCAAUGGACAAGGCGUGCCCCAGGACUACGUCAAAGCCUUGAAUGGUGCACCUCGAAACCUGAGGAAGGCUUUCAAAUGGUUCGAAAACGCGGCACUGCAUGGGCAUUCGCCCUCACAGCUCAUGCUAGGCGUCAUUCACUUCUACUCUGACGCUAGUGUCCCCUUGGACUAUGCAAAAGCACUUUACUGGAUCCAGAAGGCAGCCUCACAGGGCGUCGCACUUGCCCUGUUCAUGGUCGGUACCAUCCACUUUAAAUGGCUUGGAGUCCCCCAAACCUACACCACGGCCAUCGAGUGGUUCCACAAGGCUGCGGACCGCCGCUUCCCACAGACUCAACACCAGCUCAGCAUGAUGUACCUUCUUGGCGAGGAUCUCGCUCGGGACUUUCCAAAGUCCUGGGAAUGGUUCCGUAAGGCCGCGGAUCAGAACUUCUCCGAGUCCCAGUUCCAGGUCGGCAAUAUUUAUCACUAUAGUCGGGGUGUUGCGAAAAACUAUAGGGCGGCGACAGAGUGGUAUCUGAAGGCUUCGGGCCAAGGAUCAGGGGAGGACCCUGAUGAUCUCCAGGGUCUGGAGGAGCUGAUUCGUAAAGAGAAGAACAAGAAGUUGACUUGUUCUAAACUGAUGUUUUGUUAG